CCGAAAUUUCGACUAGUUUUUUUUCUUCUUUUUUAUAAUCAUCUGCAUUUUUAAAUUAUCAAUAUGUCUUUGACUCUCGAUUUUUUGCUCCCUCCCCCCCCUGCUUCUUACAAGUCUGAAGAGCCCGUUGUUUCUGGUUCUUUAAGUGCUCCUACUGAUCGUCUUAUUGAACCCGUCGGUCGUCAUUUCCUUGCUCAUGCUCGCAGAAAGAACCACAACCGUACUUUCUCUGAAGAUGAACUUCAUCAAGCUCAAGAGAAGGCCAACCAAGUUGUUGAAGAAGAAGAAGUCGAGUUCGAAUAUGAGAAUGUUGACAUUGAUACCGUCAACCAAGAUCCUACUCAAUGGAAGACUCAAGAUAACUAUGCCGUUCUUGGUUUAACCAAGCUCCGUUACAAGGCUACUGAGGAUCAAAUCAAGAAGGCUCAUCGUCGUAUGGUUCUCUUGCACCAUCCCGAUAAGAAGGCUGAUAAGAACGAUGAUGCAUUCUUCAAGUGUAUUGCUAAGGCUUUCGAUACCUUGAUGAACCCCGUCACUCGUCGUCAAUAUGAUUCUGUUGAUUUCGGUAUGGCUUGGUUAGAAGAUGAUGCUCCUACUGCCAAGACCCAAGGUGAUUUCUUUGAGUUAUGGGCUCCUGUCUUUGAACGUGAAGGUCGUUUCUCUACCAAACAACCCGUUCCUUCUCUCGGUGAUGCUUCUACUCCCAAGGAAGAAGUUGAGGCUUUCUACGAUUUCUUCUACAACAUGGACUCUUGGAGAACUUUCGAAUGGUUGGAUAAGGAAGGUGCUGAGGGUUCCGAUAACCGUGAUGAUAAGCGUUACCAAGAAAAGAAGAACCGUGCUCAACGUGCUCAACUCAAGAAGGAAGAUAAUGCUCGUGUCCGUACUCUUGUUGAUACUUGUUUGAGUGUUGAUCCUCGUAUCGCCAUCUUCAAGGCUGAGGAAAAGAAGAAGAGAAACGCAAAGAAGGAUGCUAAGGCUGCUGCUGAUAAGGCUGCUGCUGAAGCUGCUGCCAAGAAGGCUGAAGAGGAGAAGCUUGCUGCUGAAAAGGCUGAAGCCGAUGCUAAGAACGCCAAGGAAGAUUCCAAGAAGGCCAAGGAGAUGGCUAAGCGUGCCAUUAAGAAGGAGAAGAAGACCAUCAAGGCUAUCGUUAAGGAUAACAACUAUGGUUUGGGUAACGCUGCUGCUGCCGCUACCCCCGCUCAAAUUGACUCUCAAUUAUUCAAGCUCGAUGAUAUCCUUGCCAAGAACAAGACUGCUGAAGACCUCGAGGCUCUUCGCAAGUCUUUCGAAAAGGCUGUUGCCGAUAACAACCUUGCCGAAGUCUUCAACGCUGCUCUUUAAAUUUGCAUAAAUCAUAGAAAAAUAAACUUGCCGUGCUUUUUAUUGUUUACAUAGUA
Mucor mucedo is the source of this 1400-nucleotide messenger RNA. Its product is annotated as DnaJ domain-containing protein. Gene Ontology annotation, biological process: 'de novo' cotranslational protein folding; regulation of translational fidelity. Gene Ontology annotation, cellular component: cytosol. Bases 64 to 1344 code for a protein of 426 amino acids. The transcript has 2 exons. Gene Ontology annotation, molecular function: ribosome binding; Hsp70 protein binding. Lineage: Eukaryota; Fungi; Mucoromycota; Mucoromycetes; Mucorales; Mucoraceae. The record is from RefSeq and is a predicted model, not a curated record.